Argentina anserina (silverweed cinquefoil) is the source of this 1095-nucleotide messenger RNA. Its product is annotated as protein cornichon homolog 4. Lineage: Eukaryota; Viridiplantae; Streptophyta; Magnoliopsida; Rosales; Rosaceae. Gene Ontology annotation, biological process: vesicle-mediated transport. The transcript has 4 exons. The record is from RefSeq and is a predicted model, not a curated record. Bases 381 to 791 code for a protein of 136 amino acids.
UGUACGAGCUUCAUUUUAUUUUCGAUUAGGGGCGGGCUUGAGUUUACAUCCCUAAUUAAUUAGGUUUUUGUUGGAUGAUUCGGUUGUUUGCUUCUUCAUUGAGCAAGGCAUCCAUUCAUAGUUUUUUAUGGGCCUUUAUUUCGUUUCGUAUAUAUAAUUUAGAUCUUUUGCGCUUUGUUAAUCCUCGGGCCACCGCGUUGGCUUGACUCUGCCGUCUUCGAGUCUCCUCCGACCUUCCCAAAUCAAAAACAGGAACACUCUUCUCCGAUCCCCUGCCACACGUAGCGGCGCGUGAACCUCUGUCUUCCCAUCUCAUUCGUUCUGCCAUAAAUUGGAACACAGACUGGGAAAGAUUAGAGAAAACAGAAAGAGGGAUAUACAUGGGGGAUCUUUAUGUUUGGCUCAUCUCCUUCUUCCUCCUUAUUGCCCUUCUCGCUCUUGUUGUUUUCCAGCUGAUGUGCUUAGCAGAUCUAGAGUUUGAUUAUAUCAACCCUUAUGACUCUUCAACACGGAUUAACAGAGUGAUUUUACCCGAGUACAUCACAGAAGGAGUAUUAGGUGCCAUCUAUCUUGUAACAGGGCAUUGGAUCAUGGCAUUAUUUACUGGUCCAUACCUCUAUUAUAACGUGACACUGUAUAUGAGUAACAGGCACCUCGUUGAUGUUACUGAGAUAUUCAAUAUGCUCCCCAAAGAGAAGAAGCAACGACUCUUCAAACUCUUCUAUCUUGUUUUCCUUCUCUUUCUCUCGAUAUUCUGGAUGAUUCUAACUGCAUUGGAAGACCACGAGUAACACGGACAAUUGCUGCAUCAACUGACUGGUUACAGGAACUCUUCAGUUUGUUGCCACUAAAGUUGCUCUUUACAACUUCUAUUCCCAUCACCACUGAUGUAAUUUAUGCGACUUCCAUUGAUGUUGUAUAAUUAUUGGAUGGCAGUUUUCCUUAGUACAGCUCCGUGACAUUCUUUUCAACCCCUUGUAGCUGUAGUUCAAGAAUUCAUGAUUAUGUAAUCUUAGUAUUCUUAGGUUGUCAGGUUGAAGCAAUCUAGAUUUGUUGAAUAAAUCUAUUUAUGCAGACGGUUCUUUUCUGUUUUCA